Gossypium raimondii (Peruvian cotton) is the source of this 1542-nucleotide messenger RNA. RefSeq names its product 2-methyl-6-phytyl-1,4-hydroquinone methyltransferase, chloroplastic. Lineage: Eukaryota; Viridiplantae; Streptophyta; Magnoliopsida; Malvales; Malvaceae. Gene Ontology annotation, molecular function: 2-methyl-6-phytyl-1,4-benzoquinone methyltransferase activity. Gene Ontology annotation, biological process: methylation. The record is from RefSeq and is a predicted model, not a curated record.
AUCACAAACAUCAGCCCAAUAAUUGAUUCAAGCUAGAGUAACAAACAAUUUCUAACUACAGUGAAUAAAUAAAUAAACCUGCAGACUGAAACCGCCGGAGAGCAGAGUCCUGUCCAAAAGCUGUGGUGUCCGUUUCCUUUAAGUCUCAACCAAAGUUGCAGAAAGCCAGACGCUAAAAUACUAAACCUAGCUAGCCCAAAACGGUACCGUUUUUUGCUCCAAUCUCGUUUACCUUAAGGUGUUUAUCUUGGUAAUUGAUAUUUUGCUCAAAUCUUUCAACAAGUAAAUAUUGCAGCUUUUAAAAUUGUGGGUUUUUUUUUUUUUGCUUGCUUGCUUAAUCCAUGGCUUCUUCCAUGCUUAAUGGAGCAGAAAGCUUCACUCUCAUUAGGGGGGUAACCCCAAGAAGGGUUGAUUUUUUUGGGUCAGGAAUGGCUCCAAAGUGCGGCUUAUCAGCAUCAAGGCCAGCUUCACAACCAAGAUUCAUACAACACAAAAAAGAGGCUUUUUGGUUCUACAGGUUCCUCUCAAUUAUAUAUGACCAUGUGAUAAACCCUGGUCACUGGACUGAAGACAUGAGGGAUGAUGCACUUGAGCCAGCCGAUCUCAACAACAGGAACAUGAUUGUUGUAGAUGUUGGUGGUGGAACUGGUUUCACUACUUUGGGUAUCGUUAAGCAUGUGGAUGCUAAGAAUGUUACAAUACUCGACCAAUCUCCGCACCAGCUUGCCAAGGCUAAGCAAAAGGAGUCUUUGAAGGAGUGCAGGAUAAUUGAAGGUGAUGCAGAAGAUCUCCCCUUCCGUACUGAUUAUGCCGACAGAUAUGUGUCUGCUGGCAGCAUAGAGUACUGGCCAGACCCACAACGGGGCAUCAAGGAAGCAUACAGGGUGUUGAAACUAGGAGGAAAAGCUUGUCUGAUUGGUCCUGUGUACCCGACAUUCUGGUUGUCACGCUUCUUUGCGGAUGUUUGGAUGCUUUUCCCUAAGGAGGAAGAGUACAUUGACUGGUUUGAAAAGGCUGGAUUUAAGGAUGUCCAACUCAAAAGGAUUGGCCCUAAGUGGUAUCGUGGAGUUCGCAGACAUGGUUUGAUCAUGGGGUGCUCUGUAACUGGUGUCAAACCUGCAUCUGGGGACUCUCCUUUGCAGCUUGGCCCGAAGGCAGAGGAUGUAUCGAAACCAAUAAACCCAUUAACAUUCCUGUUGCGCUUUAUACUGGGUACCAUGGCAGCUACGUAUUAUGUAUUGGUCCCUAUCUAUAUGUGGUUGAAGGAUCAAAUUGUGCCGGAAGGUCAACCAAUCUAAACAGCGGCCGUACCUGCUGCUGCCCCUUCCAAGUUGCCUAUAUUUCUUUAGUCAUGUGUUUUAUCAUCUUCUAGCUAUGUGUUUUAUCAUCUAAUAUUAUCCUGUUCUUAAUUCAGAUCUUCAAGCCUGUUUUCGUGUAACAUAUUAGCUUUCUGUUUUCUUUGUUCAAAGCUGAAUUAUCAUAGAUAAACAAGAGAUUAGAAAAUAAAAAAGUCCAGAGAUCAGCCUAGGGAUCAAUUCAGCA